This is a messenger RNA of Ooceraea biroi (clonal raider ant), 4307 nucleotides long. RefSeq names its product muscle segmentation homeobox. Lineage: Eukaryota; Metazoa; Arthropoda; Insecta; Hymenoptera; Formicidae. The record is from RefSeq and is a predicted model, not a curated record. Gene Ontology annotation, molecular function: DNA-binding transcription factor activity, RNA polymerase II-specific; RNA polymerase II cis-regulatory region sequence-specific DNA binding. Gene Ontology annotation, cellular component: nucleus. Gene Ontology annotation, biological process: regulation of transcription by RNA polymerase II; neuron differentiation; multicellular organism development.
GUUUCGCGGCAAGCAACUGGACAACCAGGCCCGGUCCGGUUUCACGGCGUCGCACUACGGCUCCGUCGAAACCCGCGUCUACCAGCGCCGCGAAGGACUGCUUCACGUUUCCAUCGGUUUCCACUCUGGGGCGACUCCGACCUUCUUAUCUACGUCGCGGCCGUUAUUUCCGUGCCGGUUGUGGACCGACUAGUAUGGUGGAGGCGCGUCCGGUACACCGCCGUCGCGUUCAGGACGUCGUUGAUCUUCGUACGGCUCUCAAGAGGCGUCCAACCGGUUCAAGAUCCAACAGCAUGUGAGAGUGCUUCGUGUUGGGACAGUAUGACGAGGACUUGGCGUUCCGUACACUUUGUACGCGACAACGGAACAUUUUCAAACAAAGUCUGGGACUACUUAUAGAAGAUUGUUUGUUUCGCAGAUGAGUAUAUCAGAUCUGCUCAAAGUAGUUUGUGGUGCAACACUGUCAAAAAGCCUAUGGACAAGGACAAACCGAAGAUGAAAGUGGGAUGGAGUAUAGAUAUUACUUGUGAGCGGUCCGCAAGACCGCCCGUCGGAAUGAAGUCGAGUGAGAUUACAGUUUAGUCAAUUAAGCAACUCGCGAGAGGUUAAAGUGGUCGUCGGAAGUGAGAUACCACGGAAAAAAUUGAUUGAGCCACAGGCUUGUCCUGGAUCGUUACGUUACAGGCUCGCUACUUAAUCAUGUACGUAAAGAAGAAAUAAGGAAGUUCUAAUAAGUGAUUAACCUACAAAUCUGAAGAUGACAUCAUUCAUCACUACUGACGGAAUGUUUCCGUAAGAUAAAUCGUGUAAAAUGACAUUAGAUAUAAAGAAAAGGUCACAGUAGGUUUAAGAAGACUCACUAGGGAGAGGAAGACAUCAUGGAAACACAGUCUACAAAAGUUCCAUUGUGAUCGCAUUGAGAAAACUCAAUUUAUCACUGUGCGAGGUAGGUGUUUUCUGAGAAAAAGAUGUCGAGUACGCUUCCGGAGGCGCCGAUGGGUUUGGACUCGUCGGAUCCGGAGGCCAGGUCAAACCACCUGAUCUCGCAGCCGGAUCAGGACUCGGAAGAUGCGGAUCAGACGCGAGUGGACAGCAACAACGCAGACAGCGACUGCGAGAGCGACACGAGCGAGGUGCUGAGUGUUGGUAGCGAACCAACACCAACCAGCGUAGCUGGAGUACGGGUGUGCGGCUCCAUGAGGUACGAGCAGGAGUCUGCCAGCAGCCGGGGCGACUUCCGCGAUGAAGAGAACACGAGGACAUCGGCGACGCCGUCACCGUCUAGCUCCACUAGCUGCAACGACCUGUAUUAUCAACGCGCGUCCAGCAACCACGUUCAAGCACCGAGUCCACCCGGCUACAGCCAACCACCAUCAUCCCCUACAGCGUCUUCCGUCAGAUCACCAGCUUCCUCCUCAGCUACCGCAUCGUCGCCAGGUCGACCGGAUGCUAUCCAAGAGGCUAUCGUACCCAGGUACCAGUCCAGUCACCAGCAACACCUUCUUUCACGGUACUCCACUAGGGAACCCGAGAUACCCGACUAUCCAGCACGGAUCCAGCACGGUCUAGGCCACGAAAUCGUUUAUCCCACCGUGGAGAGGUUACACCGUACUCCGAUAAGCGUUCCUCUAGUAACCAGACUCUCGUUGUCCCCGCCGUCGGCUAUGACGGUCGCCGGACUUCAGGCGACGACGCCCGUUCUCCACUCGGCUGCAUGUCGGGACCCGCGGGACACUACCUCGUUGAUACCGCAUCACAGCCAGCAUCUGCAUCACGCGAACGCCCACGCGCAUCUGCAUCAGGGCUCGCAGGUGCAGCACGUGCCGGCGAAUCCCGUGCACCAGCAUCGGCUCUCGGUCAGCAAGCUCCUGCAACGGGAUCCCCCUAGCAGUCCGGCGUCGCCCGGCGCCCGAGAGGAGAACGGCCGCACCUUGCCGGCCGCGAAUGGCGUGCAGAACACCAUCAGCACCGGCAGCAACGGCAACCACCACCACCAUCACCAUCAUAACAACCACAACAACAACAACAACAAUAACAACAACAAUCUGCAACAUCAGGCGGGCCUGAAAUUCAGUAUAGACAAUAUCCUGAAGGCGGACUUUGGCAGGCGGAUCACGGAUCCCAUUUCCCUGAAGAAGUCCCGGCCUAAGAAGGUGGCUGGCUCGAGACCGAUCGACCUGACGAAAGACUUUCUCGAGUCGUCCUCCGACACCUCCGAGAGGAGCAGCUCGGAGACGACAACCACCACCACCAACGCUUCGCCAACCAGCGUUUCAGCUAGCAAUCUAACGUCCAACUCGACCGGAACAGGUGGAACUGAUCCUUCGAAGUUGAUGUGGCCAGCGUGGGUCUACUGCACCAGAUACUCGGACAGGCCAUCCUCGGGACGAAAACUGUCCGGUGUUUCAGGUCCGCGCACGAGGAGGGUGAAGAGGACGGACGUUCGCGGUGGCGGCACCCCGGAGGAGAAACGUCCCAGGACGGCGUUCAGUGGCGAGCAGUUGGCGAGACUAAAGAAGGAAUUCGCGGAGAACCGAUACCUGACGGAAAAGCGGCGGCAGCAGCUCUCGAGGGACCUGGGUCUGAACGAGGCGCAGAUCAAGAUCUGGUUCCAGAACAAGCGGGCGAAAAUCAAGAAGGCCAGCGGCCAGAAGAAUCCGCUGGCGCUUCAGCUGAUGGCGCAGGGCCUCUACAAUCACUCGACGGUGCCGCUCAGUAAGGAGGAAGAGGAACAGGCCGCGGAGCUUCAAGCGAAAUGACCAUUUUAAAUUGGAACGUUCGACAAUUUUGACGUAAAAGACUUCACGUCUGAUCCCAAAGAUGCUGUAAACGAAAAUUAUUAAAUCACGUGUAUUCGAGUUUAUAUUUUUCACACAAGAGGAAAAUCGAAAAAUAAGGUCUGGAAGUGUCAAAGAUUAAUUAGCGUAUACAAUUUUCUCAGCAUGAUCAGCAAAGUUUUGAUGACAUAGAGAUGUGUCACAAGGUAAUCUUUUCAAAGGCCAAUAAUUAUUUUUCCUGGAAAGAAGUGUGGACAUUACUUGUCGAAAAGUAUUUCUCUUCUUUCGCUAAUGUCCAGGUUUUGCAAACUAAAUCGUAACUAACCAAAGCGGUGCAAACCUUCAUGUUAUUUAAGAAGAAGAGAAAGCAAGAAAUGUAUGAUACAUCGUAUUGAAAAGACACACACUUGGCCAAAAGAACUAAUGAAAAGAAGCUAGUGAAAGAAGCUUUCGCAAAGCGAGCCAGAGCGAACGAUCUGCCAUUUCCCUUCCUUUUCAAAUGAAAGACUGGCGUAUUUAUUGAUUUUGCUAGACGUACUAGUUAGGCAGCAGAAUCAGCUCGAGGAACACCCUUGUUUCAAUUAGAGCUUCCGAUAGAACGACGUUUGGCGCACGCCCUCGUUCGACACAAUUGCGAGAAGGAAAUUAGUUACCGAGAUGGCCAUCGCGAGUAAGCCACCAUUUUUUCGAAAGAUGUUGAAAAGAAAUCAAAACUUACGCGGCAUUACGCAUAUUUUAAUCAAAUCUUGUGCGAGAACAGCAAUCAGCAAUACAAAGCGUCUCACAAAAUUGGCGAAUCUUUCGGAUUCUACUCUGCAAUUCAUAGAAAAAAGAACAGUUAAUUAUAAUCGUUAAUAAUAACGAUAUUAUUGCGGAAAAAAGUUAAUCUUUUUAAACAAAAAUAUUAACAUUAUUGCGCAAUUUUCCUUCGCAGAAUUUGAUCCAGUCUGACGUAAAAGUAAAAUGUGUUUGACUUGCGGUGGCAGUUAAUUUGUCACGAAGGGGAUUAACAAGUGCCAUUUCUCUUGCAAUUUUUCCGGCGGUAUUGUUAUUAAUAUUGUUUUUACCUGAAAACCUAUAGAGUCGCCUCGCGAUGAGGAGAGAUCGAUCGAGCAAGUGAGGGGAGGAAAGAGAGGAGCCUAGAGGUUUUUCGUUAAUUUAUUGUAAAAAAUGUAAGAUAUUAUAUAUCGCGUGAAGAGAGAGAGAGAGAGGAAGAGAGAAACCGGAGUGUGAUUGCGACGUGCAAUAGAAUAUUAUACAUAUAGAGAAAAGAAGGAUAAAUAGAGGCGAGUUAUGUAUAGGUGUGUUGUAUAUGUAAUCGGGGCGCAGAGCGAGAGACGUGUACAUAAUUUACCAUUUAGCGGCGGCAUUGUGGCCCCGAUAGACUGUUUAAAAUGUAACUUAGUUAUUUAUUUAUGUAUGGUAUAUGCAGCGUAGCGAGCGCAUACGAAAACGAAUCAACGCGACAACUCUCUCUGAUACUUGUAAGAUUAUUUAAAUUCGAAUUAAAUACUCCUAUUAUCAAGCCAG